GUAGGAGGCUUUUCUGUAGCAAACGCGGGACUCAACUCAUUUACCGCGGAGAUGUUGUGAUAGGUGGAUGUAACGUUAGUGUUUUUCUGUUAAUAGGAAGGAUGGUUGUUAUAUCGAUAAGUACACCAUAAUGCAAUAUACUUUCGUAUAGUAUUUCGUGGAUUGCAAUGCUGUGCUGUGUACUUGCACAAACCGCAACUUUAUCGAAGAUAAGUCCUUGCUAACGUUUAUUAGUCAAAGUAUCAUAACGUUACAUGCCGUGGUAGCCACUUAAGUGUUACAACGUUGGCUAUCAGGCAAAAUUUUGGAGCCCAAAGAUAAGUGUUUGCCAACAUUAAAUAAGUUGAAGGACAAAGAUAUUAGCGUCAUGGCAAACAUCUGUUUUGAAAGACGUGCCCUGGUCGAAAUUCCCGAACCACAGCCGAAAAUUGCAGGUCGCUUGCGGAGGUCCUACAUGGAUGUUUUAAGUACCCGUGCAGGCUCUCUACCAAACAGUGCAGCUUUCCUGUCAAAACGUGGUCGCCCGUUGGUUGCCUGCACUCAGAGGCAGUGGAUUGGUGAGGUUGACUCUCGAGGUGAGGAGGUGGAGAAAUCCCCCACGACACUGUCCAGUCAACAGCUAGUCCAGCUCCUCAGCUCCCUCAUCCUCCUAGAGCAGGAACAGAAAUGCACAGAGCACACCUCAAAUCUGAAGCUACUGCUUGAGGACUUGCUUCAGAAGAAAGCCAGUGUUUACAGAUCCAUCCCCUACUCACGCCUAGGCUCCAACAGAGACGCUCACUGUUACAGAAAAGCCUACCCACACCUACUGGCGUUUAAACGUUCAUGCCAAGAGGGUGGCCAGACAUUAGAGAGAUGUGGCGAGUGGGAGUCUCUGCUGGAGUUUGCACUGACGGGCUGGAGGUGCACCAGCGAGCUGCCCCAGUGGGACACGGCAAGCCACAACGUUAUCCGCGAGCACUGCUACUCCAUGCUGGCCAAGCACUGCAGCACCGCCCUCAGGCACCACCAGCCUGCACCCAGCAAAGUCAGAGAAAUGCUCAGGAGAUUAAAAAUGACACAGGGUCACAAUCAGCAGAUGUCUUCCUGUGUAGAAGAGCUGAAGCAGCUUCUCAAAGACCUGAAACAUUAAAUGAAAGAUUUAAUACUUUUUGUGCUAAUUAUCAAGCAAAUGCUCAGAUGGAUUCCCGCCACCAAUCAAAAGGGUGCCAUGGCAACACCGUUGCCAGAUUAAAGGACUGUGUGCAGGAAAACAAACACGGAGCCUGUCAUCAUCAGUUACCUCUGCAUGCUGCGAUGUGCACAUGGUAACACUAGGGAAACCAGCUACUUAACUGCCUCAUGGUAUUUGUCUGAUGAUAUAAUUUUCUAAAUUAAUUUCUGUAUGUCCUGAGGAUAUCCUCAAGAACUAUGAAUUUUAAGGAAUCAUUUUUGUACAGUAAUUUUGCAAUAGUGGAUGUCAGAGAGAAUGUGAACUGGCCCAGUAGCCUCCUUGUUACUUGAAAUAUGUGUUUUGUAAGUCUUGAAUCUGAAUUUUGUUGUGCUUUGUAAAUAUAUUUUUUAUUUAUAUAUAAAUGUAA
Molecule: messenger RNA, 1580 nt
Organism: Clupea harengus (Atlantic herring)
Lineage: Eukaryota; Metazoa; Chordata; Actinopteri; Clupeiformes; Clupeidae
Biological process (GO): proteasome localization; nuclear protein quality control by the ubiquitin-proteasome system
Cellular component (GO): nucleus; nuclear membrane
Molecular function (GO): proteasome binding
Source: RefSeq, a predicted model, not a curated record